AUAUAUCCGACGCCCGAAUCCAAUCUCCGUCUACCCUGACCAAACGUAAACCCUCCAAACCCUAACACUGUCGCUCAGCUGAGUUCACUUCACCGGCGGCGGCGCGCUAUGCGUUUCCUCCCAUCAGCAUACACUGCCGGUGCCUUUUCUCUCUUCCUUAUCUCUCGCCGCUUUCUUUCCUCCUCAACCACCACCAGCUCCUCCUCUCGAAAGCUCAAAAACCUCCAUUACCGCAACCGCACUCGAGCCCUCGCCGAAGCCAAGCUCGCACUCACUGAAUACCUUCAUGCCACUCGUGCCCUUCCCUUCACUCUUGCCGAUCACAUCGCUUCCAACUCUCCCAUUUCUCUCUCUACCUUCGUUUCCCAAAUACCUUUCAACAACGCGAUUCCUUCCGACUUCCCUCGCAUACUCCGCAGUUUCUUCGCUUACCGUCCCGUCAACGAGUUCGACUUCUUCUUCGAAAGUAUCGGCCUUUUCCCCUCCCACCCUUCACUUCCUUCUGGUACUCCACUCUUCCUUUCCGAAGACGCGCGACUUCUUGCCGCCGUCUCAUCUCUGCUUCGGUUUGGCUUCCCUUGGACUCUCCUAGGCUUACUUUACCUUGAUUCACCGUCCAUUUUCUCUUCUCCGCCCGGCCACCUUCUCCAUCGCCUUCAGCGUUUUGAGGCCCUCGGAUUCACUCGCGUAUGCGUCAUCGCCAUAUGCCUCACUUUCCCGUCUACCCUUUCUGCGGCGGAAGAAGAUGUAGAGACCGAACGUCUCUUUCGGGACCUUAAAAUUGUGUUUGUCGACUACGGCCUUGACGGCUGCGCUGGAGAUGAUGUGGAGCUGCUCCUUCGCUUCUGCAGGAGGAUUCGCAUGUUCUAUGAUAUAUGUUCAGGGAAGGGGUUUAUGGGGGAGCUUAUGGGCCGGAGCAAGAGGAUCUUUGUGGAGAUCGAGGAGUCCGUUCUUGCUCAAAGGUUGAGAUUUUUCUUGAAACUGGGCAUGAGAAGGGAGCAGAUAGGAGCUUUUACUCUGAAGAAUGUGGAAAUUUUUUAUCUUGAUCUGGACAAUCCAGAGAUUUUGAUUCCAGAUUAUCUAGUGCGUGUGGGAUUGAGCAAAGAGGAAACUGAUUCUCUCAUGGAGAGACACCCCUAUGUGAUGGGGAAGAACAAGUUAGGGAACUUGCCGGGAAUAAUGCGAGCUUUGGACCUUGAUAAGUGGUUUUGCACCAAAAUUGUUGAUGAAAGGAAUAUACACUUCCUCUCCCCUUCAUAUGCUUAUGUUGAUUCAUGUGAUAACGAAUUGGAAACUGAGUUCAUGUAUGCUUUAAAGAGGAUAAAAUUGGUAAAACAACACCAGUUUGUUGAAGUCAAGGUAGAUUUUUUUCUUAGUAUUGGAUUUGGGAAAAAUAAAAUGACAAGUAAGGCUAUUGGGCUUGUUAGUGGCAACAAGGAACUGUUGCAAGAGCGGUUUGAUUGCCUUAUUGGGAUGGGAAUUAAGUAUGAUAUGCUCUGUAGAAUGAUCAUUGCCGCACCAAAGAUACUUAACCAGUGUGAAAACAUGCUUCAUCAGAAGGUGAACUACCUAUGCCAGGACUUGGGCUACCCUAUAGAGUAUCUUAAUAGUUUUCCUGCAUUCUUAUCUUUUGAUCUGGAGAACAGGAUCAAACUCAGAUAUAAGAUCUUAAAUUGGCUUAGAGAUAAUGGACUUGUGAAAAAGCCUUUUGCCCCUGCCACUGUUCUUGCGAAUUCGGAGAAAAGGUUCAUAUUUAACCUUUCAUGUAUUCACCCAGCAGCUCCUAAGCAAUGGUUGGAAUGCUUUUCCUCUCAUAAUGAUCGCAAUGCAGUUAUUGAGACCAGUUAGAUCAUCCAAUACUUUUUAUUCUCCUUCAGUAUUCAAAUGAAGAUUGGCUACAUGUCAAUAAACUAAGGAAGAUAGUGAAGCUGAAAGUAAAUUUCAGAAGCAAGGAAACUGAAACAGGUUGCUGAAUGUGACGGCAAGCAUCUAUACUGAUAUUUUAUUCAGAAAAGAAGAGAGCUUGGGUGGGCUUACCAUUGCAGUCUUCCUUUGCUUGACUAGUUUAAUUUUUUGACUUGAGGUUGAGCCUAUGCUUGAGUUGUUUCUCUGUCUCAGUAAGGUGUUUCUUACACUGACCUUUGUGGUAUUAUCCUUUAAUCAUGAGCUGUUACUUCAUUCUUUGAUUUGUAAAAUGAAUAUAAUUGUUAAUUAUAACUGAUAUCAGUUGUUUGCAGAA
This is a messenger RNA of Dendrobium catenatum, 2239 nucleotides long. Its product is annotated as transcription termination factor MTEF18, mitochondrial. Lineage: Eukaryota; Viridiplantae; Streptophyta; Magnoliopsida; Asparagales; Orchidaceae. Bases 109 to 1848 code for a protein of 579 amino acids. Gene Ontology annotation, biological process: chloroplast organization; regulation of DNA-templated transcription. Gene Ontology annotation, molecular function: double-stranded DNA binding. Gene Ontology annotation, cellular component: chloroplast. The record is from RefSeq and is a predicted model, not a curated record. The transcript has a single exon.